This is a messenger RNA of Ilyonectria robusta, 3738 nucleotides long. RefSeq lists its product as uncharacterized. Lineage: Eukaryota; Fungi; Ascomycota; Sordariomycetes; Hypocreales; Nectriaceae. The record is from RefSeq and is a predicted model, not a curated record. Bases 1 to 3738 code for a protein of 1245 amino acids. The transcript is spliced from 4 exons.
AUGGCAACAGAGGCUGCCGUUGACAGAGCCGUCGAUGCCCCUGCCUCCGAAUCCCAGCUCGCUGUACAGCCACUCGACACCCACAAUGUCUACCUCGACCGUUCAUCUGUGAAUGCUACUCCUAGCAUCGACGACAUCGAGAACAAACGCAUCACCAGUGUCGACGAUCAGAUUCAUUCCGCCGAUGUCAGUACGAGUGGAGGUUCGGACACGGAAGCUUCGAGAGCCGACGCAAAGAGUAAAGAUGGCGACAAGGGGCACGGCCGCACCGGUUCAUCCGUCAAAAAGCCUGCCACUUUCAAGUCCGUCUCUGUCAACAGGACCUUCCUCGCGGCCAAGGCGGCAAGUGCUAGUAGCGCCUCUGCUACCGCCGCCGAUAAACCGCCUACCGGAUCCAGCACCCCUCCUACCGGCUCGGCAACCCUCUCGUCUCGACCCCGACUGGUAGCCAAGACCGGUAGCAGCGCUCGCGAUUCCUCUCCUCGCCUUUCGGCUGCUAACGGAGGAAAACCCGGAUCUGCACCUGAUGCGAGCGCCGUCUGGAAUAAAAACCGCCCCCCCCCAGCCCCGGAACCUAAGAAGUUUACCGACGAGGAACUGAAGAAGUAUGGUAUUCACAUGGCUAGUCGCCUCGAGGAGGAGGAUGCUGCGGGACAGAACAAAUGGGCCGAUAUCGACGAUGACGACGAGGACUGGGCUCCUGAUGCCAUCACAUGGGGAGAUGGUACCAAGACGACUCUACCGCAUCCUGAUGAGCAUCCUACCCCCGAACCCGCCCCCGCUCACAUUCACGUCCCCGCCUCUGUUCCCGGCCCCGCAUCCGAGAAUGGUUCUGUUGCCUCCAAGGCCAGGGCUCUCGAGAAACCUAGGUCCCCAGCUCCGCAAGUAUCAGUGGGAUCUCCUCUCCCAAAAUCGAGUGGUCUCGCAUCUGGCAAGGGUCUCAUCCUUAAGAGCGGCUCCCAGGAUAAGCCGACUCUUGUUGCCAAACCACCGGCACCACCCGCUCCUGUCAAGUCCCCUUGGGCAACUCUACCUCCUGUAGAGAAGGCAUCCCCCGCCACCGAGCACGCCCAGCUCGUCCGUGGAUCGUACUCGCACCUGAAGGGCAUGACUCCUCCUCCCAAGGAGAUUGCUGCUGAUGAUUUCAACCGAUCCGCUUGGAGGGGAGAAGGUUCCCACGGUAAUAGGGAACUCUACAACUCCCACUCUGGGCGCUAUGAGCCCGCACCCGACCGCCGCGGUUCCAUGCGAAUGGAACAACACCCUAGGCAUCCGUCGCUGCUACAGCGCCCACCUUCCGAUUACCCGGCGGAACCAUCUCUCGCCUUCCAAACCAACAGAGUUUCCCAGGAGGUUCCCUUCGGAAGAAGGCGAGGUUCCUCCAAUGUGAGUGGUGGGAGCGGAUCGUUUAUGCGGAUGGGUAAGGGCAAUGAUGGAUCCAUGCCGCCCCCUGAGCUUCUCGGUGCUGCUCGACGGCCGUCCUUCGCAGGUUCCGUUGACAGCCCGGUUUCUCCAGGCAACCUCUCAGUUUCAGCCCACGGCCCUCCAAGGCAGUCGGGAUGGAUGCCUCGUGCAUCUCCCCGUACGGCCUUUGCAACCCCUCACCAAGCUGGCCCCCCUCCAGAGGCAGUUUCGGGACCUCCUCCCCCAGUGCAACCCGUGGUAGAUGAAGUUGAGUAUCAGAAAAAGUUGAUGCGGGAACGAAUCGAACUUGCCAGGAAGAGGCGCCAAGAGGAGGAAGCCCGUGAAGAGGCCGAACGCCGGGAGCGCAUUCAGAAGAAACUGGAAGCUUUGGGUCCUGCUCCGGAGAAGAAGACGGAAAAGAAGGAGAGCACGCCGAAACAUGAUGACUCCGCCAAACCGACACAGAUUCAGCAACGGGAUGCUAAUGUGCCCUCUUCUGAAACCACUGCCCAGUCUCAACAAGACGGCGACAAGGCUGCUGCAUCAUCUCAUGAGGAGACGCCAUCUCCAGACACCAAGACCACCCCUCCCUCUAACAAAGCAGGCUCUGCCAGGCGCGUUUCCCAGAGUCAAGAUGCCAAGCCUGCCGACCUGUGGGGUGCCGCCUCGGCCUCGCGACAGGAGCGAUUUGCAUCAUCCACAUGGAAUUCAGCGUCCCAACCAUCGUCCCGCAAUGUUUGGGGCUCCCCUAACAAUGACCGAGGCCUUGGAAACGGAACCUUUUACACCGACAUUGGACGCCUCCCUACUGAUGGCAGUGCCCCUGCGCAGGGCAGCAAGGGGCCGACCACAGCCCCCCCUCCCAUCGGAUCCCGGGUCUCGCGGUAUGGUGCUGCCGGUGCUGCCGGUGCUACUGGCUCGGAUCUUGCGAGCAAGUGGGUGGCAUCAGUGUCCGACAACGACAAAAAGAUGAGCGCAGCGAGAAUAGCUGAGAGGGCUGAGCGAGAACGCCAGCUUGCGGAACGAGGUCUAACAAUGGAGGAUGCUCAACCCGCGAUCAAAGAGACCUGGCGUCCAGUCCAUGCUCCUGGCGAUGGGACUCGACGGCCUGUUGGCCCACCUGACACUCAGGCACACCGACCUGGUGCUUGGAGAGGUCCUGGAGAUGAAAUUGCCAAGAACCAGCCUAAUAAGGGUUCCCUCCCCCCUGGUGCACAUGACGGUAUCGUUGGGGUUGGAGGUGCGAAUGCCUCUGUCCCUCCUCAGGACGAGCUUCCCGCUGGUGCAAAUUCCGGAAUUAUUGGAGUCGGCGGUACCAACACUGCCGCUCUACCUACGGGCGGUAAAGGAACAACUCCUUCAAGCCGCUCGUCACGGUUCUUCCCGUCCAGGGAUAUUCGGAAUGAGUCCGCUCCCGUUGACGCGCGAUCCAAGUCUCCCACCCCCCCACCCCCCACAAUGGAGGGACACCCGGUGUACGAGGGCGAUGUGAUGCGCCCUCACGUCUCUCUGCCUAAGCCUCAGCCGAUCGUGAAGCUGCCUCCUUCCAUGACCGCUUCUCAGCCAACGCAACCUCGGACGUCGUUUGGCUGGGCUAACCCGCCUCCCUUCAAGGACCCCAGAGCCCCUCUUAGCCCUGGUCGUGUCCCUCUCAGUGCUGGCGAGGCUACCCAAGAGAAGUGGCAGAGCCGAAUCAACAGCCUCCUGAACGGCGCAAAGUCUCCACCGCUGAAGUCGAUUGGCGUAGAUCCCGCGAGUAAGAGCGCGUUGGACCAUGCCACUCACCCGGACUCUGCGACGGUUUCGCUUCCCAGAGCCCCCCGAACCGCACGACCUGUUGGGAACCAGCGGGCCCUCAUCACGAAGCCCAUGGCCGAGGAGUGCUUCGAGGAGCAGGAGAUGGGAUCACUCCCCCAGAUCAGACUGCCACACAAGGCCCCCGAGGCGGCGUGGCAGCCGGCACUGGCACAAACAAAGCCUCUGCCAAAGAAAUUUCUGAUCCAAUCGUCUAUCAUGGAGCCAUACUACUUUCCUGCCGAGGUUGUUGGCGGGGGCAAUGCCAUGAGGAUCCAAUUCCCCGGCAUGUCCGAGCCCAAGAUUGUCACUGUUCCUUUCUCCGCAACUCGUGGCGGGCGAGGCUCCCAUACUCGGUCGGGGCCGCGCCACCGUGGAUCGACACACGAACGUCGAGGAGGCAAGAGAGAGGGGUCGAGCCCUCGUGGCGAGCAUGCUGUUCCAUCAUCCUCUGGUCGUGGUAGCCGUGGUAGCUACCGCAGCCGUGGAUCUGAGAACUGGAGCCGUGCCCCAGCGACACCCCCUUCGUUGUCUACCUAA